Messenger RNA from Tauraco erythrolophus (red-crested turaco), 2007 nucleotides. Lineage: Eukaryota; Metazoa; Chordata; Aves; Musophagiformes; Musophagidae. The record is from RefSeq and is a predicted model, not a curated record.
GACAUCUUGGAGGGAUGCAUGUCUCCUCUUGCGCUGUCCCCUUACGCUGGCUGGGUUCUAGACAGACUGAUUGGGCAAUCAGCCCCAGAAGUUGCACCCUCCAGAAGUUCAACACCUAAAGAAUCCCCUCCCCUCACAAACCAGUCAUCUCUGGAGAAAUCUGCUAGUUGCCAGGGCUCUUCACCUUCUUCAACUACAGGACCAAGUGAAACAAAGGGAAAUGAUGAUCUCAGUCUGCUGGAAACGGAUCAAGAAGUCCUUCCAGCAGUUAUGCCAUCGAAAGUUACAGAAGUUGAAGGCUGCAUUCGGAUGUAUGAAGAGGUGCACAGGUUGAAAGGAAAGGAGGGGCUGAGGCGACGGCAGGAGCAGCAAGAGCAGAUGGUGAGGGCAGUGUAUGACCUGGCAAGUGAACAACUGAAACGCUUUGAUGAACUGAAGGAGCUAAAGCAGCAUCAGGAAUUCCAAGACUUGCAAGAUAUAAUGGAGAAGAGCUCCAAGGAGGCCCAGGGACAGCAAGAGAAGUUGAAGGAAGAACACCGACACAGAGCUAAGAUAUUAAACCUAAAACUGCGCGAGGCAGAGCAGCAGAGGCAGCGUCAGGAAGAGCUGGAGCGUUUGCGUAAGGAAGAGGGCCAGGAAAGAUUGCGUCGCCUUUAUUCCAUCCAGGAGGAGGUCCUGCAGCUUAACCAGCAGAUCGAUCCCAACUACAGACACAAAGACUUGCCAAGAGUCGACCUUUCCGCGUACAGUAAUCGCGGCAACCAGAUCUGCGGGCUGGUGUCGGGACUCAUCCGCACCACAAGUGAGAGAGGCUUCCCUACUCAAGCAGACGUGGCUAAUACCGAACGAGCGCUGCAGGAGAUGCGAGGGUUGAUAUCCAGCAUGCAGCAAGAAAUCGCUGCGGCUGUGGAAGAAAAGAAGAGGAGAGAUGAAGAGGAAGAGAGACAGAAGCAGAAGGAGUUACUGAAAAAAGAGCAGAUGAAGGCUCAGAGUCCAGCCCCUGCCCAGCAGUCAGGUGGAAAACAGCAGAAGGAAGGACUUCAAGUUAAGGCAGAAGAAAGUACCAUGCAGUGGUACCAGCAGCUUCAAGAUGCUGCUGAGCAGUGUGUUGCUUCUUUCAGUGGAAUUAGCAAAUGCAAAGACAACAAUGAGGUUAAGAAGAUAAAAACAGACUUGCAGAAAGCAGCUACCAUCCCUGUGAGUCAGAUCUCUAGAAUAGCAGGCUCUCAGCUGAGAGAGAUAUUUGACAAGAUCAAUAACCUGCUCUCUGGAAAGUCUGUUCAAACUGGAGGGCGAACUGUAUCAGUGACUCAGCAUCCACAGGGUCUUGAUUUUGUUUAUUACAAACUUGCGGAGAAAUUUGUGAGUCAGGGAGAAGAAGAAGUAGCUUCUCACCGUGAUGCAGCUUUCCCAAUUGGUGUGGUCGCCUCUGGAAUCUGGGAAAUACAUCCUCGAGUUGGAGACCUCUUUUUAGCUCAUCUGCACAAAAAGUGCCCUUAUUCCGUGCCAUUUUACCCUGCGUUGAAAGAGGGGACUUCUAUGGAAGAGUAUCAGAGGAUGCUUGGAUAUCAAGUUAAGGAUUCUAAAGUGGAAGAGCAAGAUCAUUUUCUUAAACGGAUGUCAGGAUUGAUUCGUCUUUAUGCUGCCAUCAUUCAGCUCCGGUGGCCUUACGGAAACAAACAAGGGACACAUCCUCACGGGCUGAACCACGGAUGGCGCUGGCUUGCGCAGAUGUUGAAUAUGGAGCCUCUGGCAGAUGUGACAGCUACACUUCUCUUUGAUUUUCUGGAGGUGUGUGGCAAUGCUCUCAUGAAACAGUAUCAGGUUCAGUUCUGGAAAAUGAUGUUGUUUAUCCGAGAAGACUAUAUCCCAAGAAUUGAAGCAAUUACCAGCUCUGGACAGAUGGGCUCUUUAAUGCGUUUCAAGCAAUUCUUGGAGAAAUGUCUACAGCAGAAGGAAAUUCCAUUACCAAAGGGCGCUCUGCAGUCUUCCUUCUGGAGAUCAUAA